AGUCGGUCGUGUUCAGUUUACUAGCAACAAAUGAAUGUUUCAGAACAAUAAAUGGACGUUGAAAUUGUAACUUUAUAAUUUUUUUUAUCUUUAAGCAUAGAUUAGCAUAUGUGUCCGUCUUUUCUCAAAGUUCUUAGUAGUGAACUUUCUUCCCUUAAACUUAUGUAUUUUGAGAAGUUUCAGUUGGUCUACGGUUAGCCUGCUAGCUAGCUACAGGUCGCUCCCCUGUUUGACUAGAUGACUGUCAGACGGGCUCUUGUGGAUUGUGCCGUGCUGUCUCUGCAAGAUACCUGCGUGUUUUAUCCGAGCUGUAAAGGCUGUUUCUCCAGGAUUGAUGUCGAACAACAGGACACGACGAGGUACAGAUGCUUCAGAUGUGGCUACAGGUGUCUGAAGGAACAGGUUGACUACAGGUAUCGCCUCUCACUGAGCGUGACCCGGGACAGUCGCAUAUUUGGUGUCACAGUAUUUGGAAGCACCUUAAACCCAUUCUUUGGCAUUCAUGCAAGUGAAUUACAGAAGUUGGUGGAGAACUUGGAUGGAUCAGUUGAACCCUCAACAAGAUUCGCAUUGUUGGGGAAGGCUGUUGAGGACUGUUUCAUUGGCAGACAUUUCAUCUUUGGCUUAAAGGCAAGUGAAACAGAAAAUGGACCUUGGUUUGGAGGAUCUUUCCUGAAUGGCUGUAGCAGUAAAGACCGAGGCCAGUUUGUUGCCAGUCAGAUGAUUCUCCCCAAAGCUCCUGGCCUGGCAGGCUGCACAGUGAUCAGUUAUUAUCGGAGGCUUCUUCAGAAAGUUUCAGCAUAUGAAGGAAAAACCUCCAGACUUCCAGAAGCAACCCUGCUUCUAAUUCAUGAUCAUUCUCCAACCAACAGCUCUAUUAAUGCCACACUUUCUGCCUCUGGUCUUCUGUCCCCAUCACUGCAAAGAUCAAAGUACCAAGACUGCACACUUACUCCCACCCCUCCAUGGCAACAGUCACUCGGAAUAAUUACUUCAUCAGCAGAGCAGGAGGAUGGCUGCAGUACCCAGGACAGUGGCGAUGAGAACAGCAGACAGACGGACAGCAGCAUAACAUCACAUCCUGCACAGAGAGGCUGCCUGGAGGACCAUAACAUCAUCCAGGAGAGAAGUCCUCUUCUUUCUGCAGAGCACAGCUUUUGUGGUAAUCCGUCAAUUGUCAAAAACCCAAACUCAUCUGUUAAGAAAGCUGUUGGAAACGGCCCCAUCCUGAACACUUUUAGUCCGUCCCAGCCUGAGUGUGAAAGGUACAGCGCCAGUGUGACGGAGCUUUGUCCCAGACAACUUAACAGAACCCUUUUGUCCAGCUCCCUGGCAUGGGACGAUUUGCCUUUUUCUGAAAGUCUUGCAGCGUUUCUGUGUGAAGAAAACAGAGAUUUUUUUAGUGAAACUGAGUCAAAUCAAGCUGUGCAGAAAGAAACACCCAGAAAAACCCUGGAAACUUCCAAUUCAGCAACUGACUCAACUUCUGCUUGUCAAAGAAACACUCACAUGACGCACAGUUAUUCACAGAUAUUCCUAGAUAUCACUAACACACAUGGUUCAGACGGAGCUGACAGACAUGAUUUAUCCAAACAAGCAUCUAAGAAUCCUCUGGAGCGCAUUAACAGGAGUGAAGAAAGAAACCUGUGUUCCCAUGAGUACGAUCAGCAGGAUGAGGAGGAUAGUUCUCAGUGCUAUGACAAGGAUGAAGAGCAGCUUCAAGGAGACGCUUACAACUGUUCAGCGGACCUUUUCAGUAGCUCACCCAUGAUCAGUACCAACACAGAGAUGCUCAACACAAACGGAGAAAGUGUCAGGACAACCACAGAAGCUUCCCCGCUGUUCACAAAGCUAGACCAACAGCAUCAACAUGAUGAAAACGUUAAUGUGGCAUGUUCAACACCAGCCAAACACAACCUAAAAAGAAGUAAAUGCACCAACAGGGACAGUUUAAUUCCACAAAUCACUCAAGAUUUAGAAUUCAUCCCUCCCUCUCAGUCCACUCCCAUUGUAAAAGUAGGUGCUAUGUCAAAGUCACCUGCCUACUUAGACAGACAGUUGACUGGUAAUUUCAGGUCACAGUUUGACAAUCAAGAUUCAGGAGCUUUUUCUGUAAAUUUGCACCAACUGGACAGUAAAAAGCAAGCAAAAACCUUGACAUCUGUUGUUUGUAAACUGAACACUUUGAAGGCUAACAAGCUGUUCCAGUGCGACAGACAAUCUGCAAAAGAAGACUCGAUGCGGAGCAGGACAUCCAGCAGAUGCAGCUACAGACCUACCCCAGAAAGGAGGCUCUGGAAACCCAACAAACAAAAUCAUCUGCAGGCUGAGCAGCUCAUGAGGGUGCAGAAAGAGGACCUAAACCUGGAAUCAGCAGGAACAGUUAACCACCAAUUAAACUCAAGAGUUUAUCGUGGGACUGUGUGUAAUGAUGAUGAUAGCGAAGUAAUUGUUCCCCCUACACCUGCUGGUAGAACACAAUUUAGCGCGACGCCCAGAAGAAAAAGGCAGACUGAUACCAGCAGCAGUAGUUUAGGUUCUGCCUGGGACGAACAGCAGGGAGUGAAGUGUAAAAGAACUCUGUUGGAUCAAACUUGCGCAUCAUCUCACAGAGGCAAGACAGUUCUUAAGGGGAGUCUUGAUGGAUCUAAUGAUUUCCUCCUUGAUAGUGAGAACCAGACAUGUGAUUGGUCCAGAGAUCUGUUCUCAGACUCCGUCUGAGAGGUUCUGUUGAAGAUUUACUUUAAAAAAAAAGCUGCCAAAAAUUCAGGGACUAAUGUAUUUUAUGCCAGCACCCCAAAUAAUGAUCCGCUUUUGUGUUGAAAAGCUGCUUCUUCUGCCAUUGUUAAUGCCCAUUCCUCUUUGCCUAGAAUUGACUACAAGAAGAGAUUGCAUACGUUAAACACUAAAGAUAGGAGAGCAGCCGUCUCAUCCUGUCAGCGGUUUGCACCUUAUGUCUGUAAAUGUAGUAAUUUCUUUGAUUUUAUUACACUUUUUAUAACUUUAAAUUAUUAGACAUUUUUUAGAAACAUUCUCAGACUAGAACCUUCAGCUAUGAUGAACUUUUGAACGCUCUGCCUCGUCGAGAUUGAAUAUUAUCAUGUGGAAUUGGCCUGUGACACAUUGGUAACUCUUUGUUCGAGACGCUUGCUGCUGCUGCACGCACACUGUUAUAUUUCCUAUUUAUUUCCUUCAGCCUUAGUUGCAUCAUGCGUGUGUGAGGAUCAUAUGUGUCUGAUUAAAUGGGUAUGUGAUUUAUUAACUGCUGCUUUGACAUCUAAGAACCAUUCAAAUUUAAAGUAUUAAAAUGCCUAACAGAUCUUUAUUUUUUAUUUUGCAUUUAUUCUUUAUUUAUGAAAUAAUAGAAACUGAGGAAAUACUGUCUGGUAGAGAGGAAUAUAUGGAGCAAAGUUCUCCAGCUAGAACUGAAUCGGGGAUGUUGCACAUUGAGUAUAUUUUCAGUAUGUAUCAUGACAUCAAGGCCAACAAGACACUCAGUCACUUGAAUGCUCUCCAGUUUUAUUUGAAUCGCUCUGCUCCCUGGCACGUCUUCUGGCAGCAGAGUCCUGAGGUAGAGUCCUCUGCUGUUACUAUGUGUGUUUUUGCGGGGGUGUUAAUGUAGGGACGAGUGGGUACAAUGUCGUGCCAAAGAGCUAAGAAUAGCAGCCAUGCAAUGUUCUGCAUGGGUGAGUAAAGGCAGGGGAGCGGGAUGAAGAUUAUGUUAUGUGUGUAAAAAUGGAAGUGGGACAACAAGUACACAGCUGGAGACCUGAACUGUAUGUGUUGCAGAAAGUGGUUUGGUAUGUAGUCAGCUGGGUAUAGCGUGAUUGCAUGUGCCUGUUUGCAGUGUAUACAUUUUCUGGAUGUGUCUUAAGUGCAAUCUAUGUGAUGGACUGGCACAGAUUUCCUUUUGAAGAUAAGCGUCAGUGACUUAGAGGAUCUCCUGACUUUUCCAGAUGCAGCACCGCAAGCAGGUUGACGUUUGUCGUUCAGAAGGAGUCGUCUCGACGACUGUUGGACGAUCUAGCAUGCAGUUUGAUGCAAACAUUUCUGGUUUUUGUGAUGAUCUAAAGCUAAUCGUUAAAAUUUCAAUUUGAGACGAUUUAAGAGUUCGGUUUUGCAUGUUGGUUGCCUCCUGGUCAACUUACCAAACAGCAAUCCUCCUAAGUAUCUGUAAGGCGUCUCAGUGAGAAGAGCAAAGAUGCAUAUACUGCACUGGAUUAAAAGGCUGACAGCAUUUAGUGAGUGUGCAAAACUGUUGUCGAAGCAAAAAACAAUAAAGAGAGACAACUUUGGAGCAUUUAACUUUAAAAUACACCUUGUCUUUUUAGAACUUUAUUUCUUUUGUUUACUAUGUGGAGUCACUGUGUUAUUUAGUAGUUUUUAUGCCUUCUGCUGAGUCCUCUGGUUUUGCUGGUUUGGUUAGCUGUCAACUCAUAAGCGCCAGUACGUGUGAAUGUGCAAAGCGCCUCUCGACCAAUGCCAGCUGCCUCCUGCAACCUCCUGAGGGAUAAGCGGGUAUCGGUAAUAGAUGGAUUCACAUUCCAUAUCUGUGCGGUGUGUUUUUGCAAGGAUGCUGCUGGCAGAGGGAUUAUGCUGAAACUAGCAUUUGAAUGCAAAAGAAGACACUCUACCUUGUGCUGGAGUUUAGUACAGAAUGUUAGCUAAUACUCAAACAACGUCAGGCAUAACGCAUGUCUGAAAGGUUCCUGUGGUGCCCGUUUUUUGGUUAUGUCACACUGGCAUGCAGUUGCCCAGAGCAACACACUUGUUUUGAUAUUUGGUGCGUGUGUGCCAGACAGUUUCAGCUUCAGUUGCUUCAACUAAUAUCAAUUUCAUCUGCAUGGAUGUUCAAAAUUCAGUCCUAGAAGAGAAUCUGGCCUGGUGCUGCAGAUGGAAAAUACAGACAGAUCUAAAGAAAUGCUUCUUUCUUUGACCUUUUCAGAAGGCCGAUUGUUGGCAUCAGUUACUUUUUCCAAUUUUUUUGACUGUUAGUGUUUACAAAUAUCUCUUUAAACACUCCUGAUAAAGGGGGUGCUUCUACUGAUUCAGGAACCAGCCAAAUGUGCAACUUGCUAUAUUCCUUUAUUAAAGUUACAGGAGUUAUAAAUGGGAUGGGCACAACCAUUGUUGUUCUCUUAUGAACUGGCCCCCAGCUUUUACUUUGUCAGUACAGUCACAGAAGGUGAUGCUUUUAAAAACUGCAGCUGUGGUUGUGACCAAGGGAGCCACCGUCUUUCACGUGCCAGUAUAGGCCAGUACGUGAGCUAUGUCACUACACACCUGCUGAAUGGAAACACUCAGAGCUACCAUGUGCUAGGCUUACGUGUGAUACCCUUUGUGUGUGUGUGUUUUUUUACAGAUACAGAACAAUGGGUAUUAUGCCCAUGGUUCUCCUGUACUUUAUGUGUCAGAUUGGUUGUAUUUAAUGUUUUAAUGUUUGUUGUUAUUGUUAUCCGUCUGUCAAAUAUAGACCAACAUUAAAACCAGCCGCCUAA
Molecule: messenger RNA, 5498 nt
Organism: Acanthochromis polyacanthus (spiny chromis)
Lineage: Eukaryota; Metazoa; Chordata; Actinopteri; Pomacentridae
Gene: ddias
Product: DNA damage-induced apoptosis suppressor
Exons: 5
Coding region: 238-2721 (827 amino acids)
Biological process (GO): negative regulation of intrinsic apoptotic signaling pathway in response to DNA damage
Cellular component (GO): cytoplasm; nucleus
Source: RefSeq, a predicted model, not a curated record